AUGCUGGCCCAAAUCUCGCUCCAGAGAGCUCGAGGCGGCGUACACAUUCUCUGUGAAGCGCCGCAUGAGAAGACAGCACAGCUAAGGAUCUCGCGUCGGGCACGCAGCGGCCGCGGCCGCACGGCAAAACGCUGCCGCGGAGACUUCAACGAUGUCGGGCGCUGUGGCUGCCUUCGCCGGAAGUCAGCGAAGCACGAGGCAGAGGCGACGACGAAAGCCUCUGCCUUGCUUCUCGGCGUGGGGAGCGAGCUCCAGAAGGCGAGGGAGCAGAGGAGAGAGGAAGGAAAAGAGCGGGCGCGAGGCGCGAUGACUGGCGCGAGCGAGCCCGCCCGCGAGGGGCCCUGCCGCAGCGGGCGUGAUUCAAAUGCGCUGUCUCACGCGGGACACUCCUCUUCAUCUUCCUCCUUCUCUGCAUCCCACCCUCUCCCCUCUGUUUCUCUCUCUUCGUUUUCCGCGUUUCGCGCCUCGUCCGCUGCUUCUUCUGCUGCUCGCUCUUCGUCCUCGGUUUCGCCGUUUUCCUCUUCUUCUCUCUCGUCCUCUUCUGUCUCUCCACCUCCGCUUUUUCCAGCGCCUCCUGCUUCUCCGUUUCUCUCUUCGUUCUCCCCCGCGGUCCCUGGUGGCCUUCGCGCCGGCCGCGCAGCUCGGCUGCCUCCCGGCGCGCGUACCGACGCGUCCGCGGCUGCGCAGACUGCUCCGACCGAGCCGCGCGCAUCCUCCUCUCUGGCUGCGUACUUGGAGGCGCGCGCGAAGCCCCGCGUCGCUCUUCAGCCCUUCGCCAGCGCGCCUGGGACCUCAGAGGCCGUCGGCCGGCAGGCGAGUCCGCGCAUGUCGGUUUUUCCGGGGCGACGUGAUGAGGAGACUAGACAGGCGAUUGUGCCCUCCGUGGCGGCCUCCGCCGAACCUGUUCCCUGCGAGACGCCUGCGCCCAGGAGUCGUGCCGCUUCCCCGUCCUCCGCGGCCUCGAGGUCGUCGCUGCCCUUCGUCCCGCGCGCUCUCCCGCAAGGUCCUGCCUCCUGCGGCGGUCUCGCAGGCGCCUUUACCGUCCCCCUUCGGCGUCGCGGCUCCGCGGCAUUGUCCGCCCCUCGCGCCGCGUGCGUAGGGGAGACUCGCGCCUCGCCUUCGAGUUCGUUUGCGGCCUUGGCGUCGAAACCUGCCGCUGCUUCGUCUGCUGCGCACCCCCCAGGCCAUGUGCCGCCGCCUGCGCUGGGAGAGUCGCCUUUGCCUUCGCCGUCGUCGCGCACGCCCUCCGCUUCCUCCGCUUCGUCUCGGACUCUGCGCGCGGGACCUGCCUUCGCGUCGACUUCUGUGUCGAUGCCCCCGUCUUCGCCGCCUCCGCAGCCCUCGCCUUCUUCUCCCUCUCCGCAUCUUUCGCUCGCGAGCGUUCUCCCCUUCCCGCCUCUAGUCGCUGCGUACCGAGCGACGCGCGGCAUCGCCGAACUCUUUCCCUGGCAGUUUGACUGUCUCUCCGUGACUCGCCCCGCAAGCCCCAGCGAGCCGCUUGGCCAGGCGCCAGGAGACUCGCCUCUGAACCGCGAGCCUCAGGCUCCAGGGCAGGCGGAGGCGCAGCGACCAGCAGCCGGCGAGCCCAGGGAAAGUCGUCACGAGGAAGGCCGUGGCUCUCAACUUCCGCAGAAGUUGGCGGCUGCAGCGAGCCCGCAGCUGAGGGAGGAGGCGCCGCGAGGAGGGGCGGGGUGUCUCCGGUCUGCGAUGCCGCCACGGGGCGACGGCCGCGCCUCGGCAGAGUCCGCGUCGAGGCGGGUCGAGGCCGGGGAGGGCGCCCGCGUUCUCGACGGCAGUUUGAAUCUCCUCUACUCCGCGCCGACGUCUGCAGGCAAGACGCUGGUGGCGGAGAUCCUUGUCUUUCGGCACGUGCUGGGGCUCCUCGGAGAGCCUCUGCGGCUCGCGAAGCCUCAAACAGACACCCUGGCUGCCCCUGUCCCCGAGGCCGCGGGCCCCUGUCGCCCGACCCGCCGCGGAGAAGCUCUGCAGCAGGCGGAGGGAGUCUGGGGGCGCCCGCGCGAGCCGACACGCGCCUCUGUGCGCGCGGAGGCAUGCGCCGCGCCACCGCGUCGCGCGUGUUUGAUUGUCCUGCCGUUCGUCGCGCUCGUGGAGGAGCAGCUGCGGAAGCUUCAGGCGCUGGUCGCCUUCAUCUCCGCGGGCGGCGGCGCGGCUCCGGCGGGCGGACCUCUGGCGCCGUCCGCGACACCUCAGCAGGCCCUGAAGGUCGUCGCGCUGCACCACGCGAGCCCGACUCCGCUUUCUGAGGAGUUCGAUAUCGCGUUGUGCACCGUGGAGAAGGCCAACGCGCUGAUUCAAGCAGCUCUGGAGGCGGGCGCGCUCGCGGAGAAGAUCGGCUUAGUCGUCGUCGACGAGCUGCACAUGGUUGGUGACGCGCAGCGCGGCUUCCUGCUCGAAGUCUUCCUCUCUAAGCUCCUCUGCUUCAACUGCGCACGGCGCAAUCAAGCGAGACUCCGCGCCGGGGCCGCGGCGGUCUCGCCCCGCUUCUGGCCUGUCCAGAUCGUCGGCAUGUCUGCCACGCUGGGUAACCUCGACGAGGUCGCCUUCUGGCUUGGUGGCGCCUCGUUCGUCUCUGCGCAUCGUCCCCUCCCUCUCAAGGAACUCUACUUCUGCUGGGAUCGCGCCGACCGGCGCCCAGUCAUGCACCGGAAACCCCCCGCACUUUCAGCAGAGCCCUCGGCGCCCGCCGCGUCGCCCUCGCCUUCCUCCAGUGUCUCUUCUUCGUCUCCCGCGAGCUCGCCGCCGCCCGCGGUCGCGCCUUGGCCGACUGCGCCGUUCCCCGCAGCCGCAGCGGCUCGCGCUGCCUCCACCAGCACCGCCAGUCGCCUCGAGGCUGCGUCUGCGUCGCGGCUGGGAGUACGCGGCAGGCCCGUUGCGGCCGCCGUCCCGCCGGCGCACGAGGACGCGCUUCUCGCGCUCGCCCUCCAGCGCGUGCGGCGGAACUUCAGCGUGUUGAUUUUUUGUUCCACGAAGCUGCUCUGCGAAAGAGUCGCCGCGAGCCUCGCGCCGCGACUCGAAACCCACAUCGCCGCGUCCUACUUCCCGCCCGCGCCCUCUGCCGCCCGGCUGUCUCCGCCGGUCGCUGCGCCCCCCGCAGACGCCGUCGCGCGGGCUCGAGCGCAGCGCCUGGAUUUUCUCUCGCGUCUGUCGGCUCGCGAAGGCGGCGCGUCGUCUCUGUCGCCCGGUCUGACGUCCUGCUUCCUCGCCGGCGUCGCCUUCCACCACUCCGGGCUGUCCGCCUUCGAGCGGAGCUCCGUCGAACGCGCCUACCGCGAAGGCCUUCUCCUGCUCCUCUGCGCGACCUCCACGCUCGCGGCCGGCGUCAACCUGCCUGCGAAGCGCGUCAUCUUCUUUUCUCCGUAUAUAAGCCGUGCCUUCCUCUCUCCGGGCGAGUACCAGCAGAUGGCCGGGCGCGCCGGGCGCGUGGGCGUGGUUGGGCGCGGGCAGAGAACGGCGGCGGCCGCGCGCAGGCGCCACGAGGCCGCGCGGGGGGUUCCAGGGCAGGGCGGAGGCGCGUCUCCUGAGGCCGAACGGCGCCGCGAAGCCGCGGAGGAAGCGCAGGCGAGCGACGAGAUGGAAGACGAGGAACUCGCAGAGGAAGCCUCCGACGAAGAAGAAGGCGGAGAAGCGAUUGUCCUCUGUCGGGAGGCUGAAGAGGAGAAAGUGAAGCAGGUCAUGUCCGCCGGCUUGCCUGUUCUGCGCAGCCCGCUUGCGGGCGAGUCGCACGGGCUGCAGCGGCUUCUUCUCGAGGCCCUCGCGUGCGGCGGCGAGGCGCGGCUGGACGGCUUGAAACCCGAAGGCGGCGCUUUGCGAGACGCCUCGGCAGCAGGCGGCGAGACCGUGAGCGAGGCACGCGGGGGCGGCAAGCGGCCGCGGCCAGGUCCGCGCGCGGCGACUGGAGACGAGAAGGACGGCAUCGAACCCCGAGAAACCCUCGCUCGCGAGUGGUUUGGGGGGACUUGCUGGGAGCUGGUCCAAGUCGCGUCCUGCACGCUGUUGAUGAUUCAGAGGCACCGAGACGCUGCAAGUCAAGCCUUAGGCGCAGACGCAGCAGCACACGGUUCACUCUUUUCGUAUGCGCCGUCUCCUCCGCCCAUUUCGCCCUCUCUGUCCGCGCCUCCCCGCGCGGCCGCCGAGGAGGCUCCGAUCUCACCCUCUGGCGCGUCAUCUCGGGCUCCUGCGCGGGCUCCCGGGGCUCGCCGUGGGUCUCACGCCGCGCCUCCAAGAGACUGGCUGCAGGCUUCACCGGUUUAUCAGGACGUACGGGCGGCGAUGGGCUUUCUCCUCCGCAGAGGCCUCGCGCGGUUUUCGCCUCUGCGCGACGCGUACGAGGCGACGCCGAGGGGCCGCGCGAUCGCGGCGAGUCAACUCUCGCCGCAGGAAGGCUUUCUCACCUGCGCGCUUCUUGAUCUCCUUCUCGACCGUCUCAUUCUUUCCAGCGACCUUCAUCUUGCGUAUCUCUCUGUCCCGUUGCCUCUCCCCGCCGCGCCGCCCUCCUCGCUGACGUUUUCCGUGUCUUUGCCUUCGUCCUCGGCCUCUUUUCGCGCGAGCGGCGGGGGCGUCGGCGCGCCCAGCCCGAGUGAAAAAGAAGCGAAAUCGAGAGUAACAGACGGACGGCCUCGGGAUGCGGCCUGUGCAGACAUCCGGCGGGGGUCGGACGCGCCGGACGCGCCCAAGGAGGACGACGAAGAGGUCUCCGCGACCGAGCGAGAUGAAGACGCGGAGGCCCUCGAGAGAAAACGUGAAGCGCUGGAGCGCCGACAGCGCGAGGAGAAGACUUGGCGCGAUGUGGAGCGCCUGAUGCGGCUUAGACGCGAAGCGGAAGAAGAAAAGGCGUUUGCCUUAGCCCGUGAAGAAGUGCAGAAGCUGCAGAGAGUCCUCAAACAGUUCUCCCCUGCGGAGAGCUUCGCGCUUUUGCAGCUCGGGCUCUCCGAAGCCGACGUCGAAAGCCUCGACGCGCCGGGCUUCCUGCCAAAGAAUCAAACGCCCUCCACUCGCCUGGCACUCUUUUCGUCUCCACAGGCCGCUCAGGUGUCUCUGCCGCCUGCGCCUCCGCCCGCGACUCCCCACUCUCCACGCAACAUCACUGUGUCUCUGGCGUCAUCCCGCACCUCUGCUGCGCUGCGUGCGUCUGCCUCUUCUCUCGGCGCUCUGCGCCGGCGGCGGGUGUUUGUAGUGUGGCGCGUUCGCCAAGCUGUCGCGCUGUGCCUGCUGCUUCAGGGCCUGGAGCCCAAGGCGGUCGCGGCGGCGCUCGCGGUCUCCGGCGGCGUCUCCGCGGUCGCGCUUCUGCACCAGCAGGCGACGCUGAAGGCCACGAUGACGGCGGUGCUCUGCGGGCGUCUCGGGCUCUGGCCUCUUGCCGAAUGCAUGCGAAACUUCCAGACGCGCAUCGAGCAGAGCGGCCUAAGUCGGCAGCUGUCCCCGCUGCUGCGCCUGCCAGGAGUGACUGCGCCUCUCGCGCGGCUGCUGCAUGAGCAGCUCGGUGUAUGUACGCCGCAGCAGCUGCUGGCUGUCGGCGCGCUCCGCGUGACGAAAGUCUUGCGAAGGAGAUUAAAAUUGAGUCUCGGCGGUCGGCCGCGUCGGACCCAGGCGCUUCAGAGGGUGGAGGCUGCGCGCGAGGAAGCUGCGAAGUCGAGGGCCGCGCCGCUGCCUGGGUCCUUUUCUGCCGCCGCGGCAACUGCCUCUGGAGCCUCCUGCUCCUCUGCUGACUCGUCUGCUUCCUCGCCUUCCUCCGCAGCCCUCGUUCUAUUCUUCCAAGCAGAUCGCGCGGCUGCGGAGGUGACUUCGGAGUUGUUUCUGGCCGCGCGCCACCACCUCCUGGCUGAGGCUCGCGCGGCGCGGCGGAAGACGGCGUCGCUCCUCCUCCCGUCGCCCUCGCCAGACGGCGAGACGGUCGGUCUGUCUACCUCUCGCUCGCGCCCUGCCUCCUCUUCGCGGGCCGCGACGUCGACUGCAUCGGCGUCUGUCUCCUCUUUUUCCUUCGCCCUCGCGCCUGCGCAGUCUUCUCAGCCUUCUUCGCGGGAAUCUGAGAACAUCGUCUUUCCGCCCUCCGUUUCCGCCUCCUCCGCAGCCGCAGAUGCGGUUCGGCCUGCGGACGCGCGACCCGCCAGCGCUCCGCAGCGCCCGGAGGAGGCUGCCGCUUACCUUUCUCUGUCUUUUUCGCGUCCUUCAGGAGCCGCCGCUCGCAGCUUUUACACUUCCGCUGGCUGCUCUUCACUUCCCUCUUCUCCGCUUCAGUCUCCGGCGGCCGAUUCCUCCGCCUCUCUUUCUGCAGACGAGGCGUCGCGCCAGUCGGCGGGGUCGCCUUCCUCUCACGCGCCGUCAUCGCCUCGUGUCGCGUCUCUGUCGCUCGCAGCGUCGUCUCUGCCUUCCUCUCUGCGCUCCGCCUCUUCACCAGUUUGUCUCCCGCUCCCUGUCGAGUCGGGUGUUCCCUCUUCUGUCCACGUAGCGUCAUCGCGGGGCGACUCCGUCUCUCGUGCGCCUUCAACUGCUCGCUCUGCUGCCUCCUCUUCCUCUUCCCUCUCUGGUCCUUUUGCCCCGUUUUCAGCCGCUCCUGGCCGCCCGCCUGCGUCUUUCCUCUCUUCUUCUUCGCGCCCGUCGACAGACGCAGGGGGCGCUGCAGCGCUUCGCAAAGACUUAGACGGCGGUAGUGCACGAGGCGAGGAAAGGUUUGCGUUGAAAAACUCCGAGCCUGCGUCUCCUCUGCGCGGCAGAGAACCCGAAGAAGGCCUCCCCGCGCUCCGCGGCCGCAAGCCUGAAAAGCUUGGAAAGCUCGAAACUCCUGCAGAAACCCGCGCGGCUUGCGGUCUCAGUCAGACCAAGAAAGAAAUCCAUGCAGCUGCUUCAGUCCGUGCGGAGGCCGGCGAGUCGCGACCAGCGGUGGACGAUGAGGACAUCCUGGAUGCAUACACCGACGAAAACGAGGAGGCGGCCGCGGUGCAUCAGCCAACGCGCGAGGCUCUUCGGCGAACAAGCGAGCCGGGGAGGACCUCACACGCCGCAAAGUCAACCGAGACGCCUCAGCGGGGUUCUCCUGCACUCGCUUCGGGUAGCGAAGGCGGCAUGCUUGAGAAAGAAGAAGAGGAAAGCGACCUGGAAGCGGGCGGUGCCGGCGUCUGGACUCGGACGGUCCGCGAGGCAGGCGACGCCGACGCGAAUCUGGGCGCUUUCGCAGAAGCUUCGAGGUGGCGGUACAGCCCAGUAGCACGUGAGCGAGGGACAGAGGCCGCACGUGCGCGGCAGCGCCUUGGCGAAGUCAGGCAAACGCCUCCAGUCUCCGCCACGCCCUUGGAAGCAUCACGCCACAUCGAGGGAGCCAGACACUGGCGCAAGCGAGGCCGCGAGGAGGCGGAGGCAGCGGGGAGAGCGGAGGCGAGAAGCGAGAACGAAAAUGGAAAGCAGUUGACGCGCGAGGCGCUUUCUCUGGCGCUGUGCUCCCUCGAGGCGCUUAAGCGCAUCGCAGCCCACUGGAGUGCUGCGGCUGAGGCGCGAGGAAGACGAGAGAGAGGAGGGGGCGGCGGAGCACCCCGAGGCGACGCGGCGGAAGGACGCUGCAGAGACAGCCCACCAGAAACAGACAGGCGUGCGGAGGGCAACGCGAACGCAGGCAGCGGCACAGAAGAGGGGCGGCGAGGAGACACUCAGCGGCGGUCAUUCGCUGCACAGGCUGGCGAGCCUCGGCGAGGAGACGUUAAAAAGGGGGGAGGGAUGCGAGAAGCGUUUCUGCCGCUUCCAACGUCUCCCGAGACGCGCGCCGAAGGCCCUCGCGCCGCAUUUCUGCGACGGGCGCAGGCAGCCCUUGCAGAGGGGCGAGUCUUUGCGGUGCUUGACGGCGAGGAAGCGCUCGGGGACGGAGAGGCAGAGGCGAAGACAGAGGCUUUCUCUCGAGGCGAUGCAUCUCAUCCGCUGCCCGGUUUUUGUAUUCCAGAGGAGCUGCUUCUGCCCCGCCUCGUCUGUCGAGCGGGACACAUCCGAGAGUCCUCGCAUGCCGAAGACCGCCACACACAAGGUGCAUUCUCGCCUGUCUCUCCAUCUCUUUCUUCUGCUGUUCACUCUUUUUCUUCCGUCCACUCUUGUUAUCCAUCGGAUGGCGCUUCCCGGACUCUUUUUCGGGCGUCUGUCUCCGCGUCUGGCUGCCCUCCAGCCGCGGGCCUUUCGCCGGAGGGCUUGCUCAGCCUCCUCGCGCGAAGUCCCUUCGUGGCGACCACAGUCGUCCGCGAGCGCAGAAGGAGACGCGCUGAACUGCCGCGAGUUCUCGCGCCGCGCUCGCCGGAGGCGCUGCGCCGUCUACUGGGCGCAUCGGCCCUCUCAUCCCGUCCUCCUCGCUGCGCUGCCUCUGCCUGCGCGUCUUCCACAGCCGCAGGCUGCAGCGGCGACGCGGCGUGCGGCGCGAGCGAAGAGGGUGAAAGGCGGGGAGGAGGCGGCGGAGGCGCUUGCCGCGACAGAAAUCAAGAAGACGAGGAACUCGAUUCUCUGGGAUUCUCUCAGGUGGUCGCGCCGAGCCGCGAGGCAGACGUUUGCUGUUCAGAAUCGACUGCGGGCUACGAAAGCGCACCGGUGGCUGUCUGUGUGACGUCUCCGCUCUUUGGAACGUUUGUCUUUCCGCUCUGCCUUGCCUCCUCGUCUGCGCGUGUGGACGCCUCGUCGUCGUGUGCCGCGCCGCCGUCCCCAUCCUCGCGGUUUCGGCUGCCGCCGCGGCGAGUGCCGGGCAUCCUCGCCGCCGACCGCCACGAGUGGAUCGACUUCUGCGAGACCCUCGCGGGAGCGGCGCGCGGCGGCGAGGCUCGGGACGCGGACGCCAACUGCGAAGGAGAGGAAACGGCCGAGGAGCGACGCGACGCCUCCGCGUGCGGCUCCGAAAUCGCGAGGCUUCGAGGAGGGCGGAGCGCCUGCAAGCGAGAAGGAAGCGGCAUCUCGUUCGUCACCUUCUUCCGUCGCGCGCCGUUCGUUCUCGAUGCGACGCUGCCGCAUCUUAUGCUUGCGCGGCGCGCGCCGGCGCAGGCCAUUCAGCGCGCGCGAACCGAACUCGCAGCGCUGAGGAAGGCGGAGGGCGCGGCGGGAGACGCCGAGGAGACAGAGGUCGCGGAGGGCGCGGCGGGAGACGCCGAGGAGACAGAGGCCGCGGUGCUCAGUCUGUGGAGCACCAAAGUCCUCGUCAGCGCGAGGGCAUGCAGCGGUUCCGUCCCAAGACACGCGAGGGAACUCGAGGCCUUCGACGCCUGGCGCAGGCGCAGCCAGCCCGCGGCGCAGGCGCUGGCGCAGACUCUGCUGCAGCAGCGGGUGGACCGAGAAGACGAGCGGCAGGAUAGGCGAAAGACAAAACAGCUAGGGAAGUCGAUUCUCGCCGCAGUCGAGGGCAACUGGCGGCGGAUCUGCGCGUGUGCGGUCCUCAACGGCGAACUUCAGCGGCACGGCCUGCUUGAGGUGUACGUACACCUCGAGACUCCGCUGGCGCGUGCAGUCAGCGGCAUGAGGCGCCGGGGCUUGCCGAUCAGUGCAGCCUUCCUCGCCGGCAAAGCGGAUCAUUUUCAGCGUCUCCUUCGCACUCUGCAGCUGCAGAUCUGCCGCCUGUCGAGAAAGUCUGCAGACCUCCUGGAUGAGGAGACUCUCAUCAGCCUCCUUCUCCACGCGCAGCAGUCGUCCCACGCGCCGCUGGCUCCCGCGUCCUCUCCCCUCCUACUAAGUCUCGCCUUUCCGCACCUUCCCCCUGCCUCCGUGUAUCCGUCGAUGCGCGUCGCAGAGCCCUUCCGCCGCGACGGCACCAGAGGGGGCGUGUCGCGUAGCGUGUCGAGUAGAUACGCGAACGAACCCCCAAACGGCGGCGUCGCAAGCGGAGCGCCGCAAGACGAAGAAGCUGCACAAGCGGGAAACGAGGACGAGGCAUCUCCAAGUGCAGGCGCAGCUCGAGGGCCUGCGGCCGCGCGGCGGGGGGACGACCUUGAAAGCUCGCGCGCGGAGAUGCCGAAAAUGGACGCCGAGUACGGACCGGAGGCGCUCUUGCCCUCCGUGGGCGAGAGGCUGUCGAACGAGCUGGCGGCGCUUGUGACGAGUGUUUUGAGAGAGAGGCGGAUGCUGUCCGCCGCCGUCGCUCCCUCCACCUCUCUUGCGGGGGUCUCGCUGCAGUCUCCUUUUGAUGCGUUCGAACCCGAAGACGCCGACGACCUCCUCGGCAUGCUGCUACGUCGCCUCGACCCCUUCUCCCCGCUCGCCGUGUAUCUCCUCGCGUACUUUCGAGUGUAUCUACACUAUGAGGCCGUUCGUAGUCUCCUCGCGGACUGCCGCCGGAGUCUCACGCCUCUGAUUCUGCAUGGUCCUUCUUCGCCUUCUGCGCCCUCGCCGCCCUCCCCGCCGCGCGGGUCGCUGAGGGAAUCUGCGUUUGCUCUUUGCGCCGGCGCGGAGCCUCGAGAGGGUCGUGCCUCGCAGAAGGCAGAGGAUAUGGAGGCGCCCGUCCAGCGAGCGGGCGAUCUCAAAUGCAAAAUUCUAGACUGGAGACUCCCUGUGCAUAUCCACGAGUGGAGUCACGCGACGGGGCGGCUCCUGCCUGAGCAUCCUCAGCCUCUCCGCCGGCUCCAGUCUCUUCUGCCGUCCUCUCCUCUCUUCUCGUCUUCUUCCUCUAUUUCUUCUGCUUCUUCUUGUCUUUCUUCUUCGCGCUGUGAGCAGACAUUCCAGUUCUUUUGUUUGCCGCGCGAAAGAACUCUGCAGGAAGACUUCGAGAUGCUCCUUCGUGCCGCCUGGGCUGCGCGCCAGAGAACGCUCGUGGAGCUUUCGGGUCGCGGCGCCUCUGAGCUCGUUGCGUGCGGCCGUCGGCUCCUUCCGUUCCUUCUUGCCUCUGCCGGCGGGCAUUCGAGCCGCGAGUCCCGUGCGGCGUCUCCAGAUCGACGCACGCCUUCCCCUCUGCUUCCUCCGCCAUCGCUGCCUUCUCCGCCUUCUUGCUCUUCGCUACCUUCUCGUUCCGAGGCGCGCUCACCCUCGCUCGGGGCUGCGGGCACUCGCGUGUCGUCGGCUCUCUGCGAGGCCUCGCCGCGACGUUCGCCUCCCGCGCCUUUCCUGCCUUGCCCGCAGGCGUCUCCCGACACGGCGAAGCGCCUCUGCGGCGCCAUGGCUGCGACUGCCGCAGAGUUGCAGGCCGUGUGCGACGCCGCAGGCCGUCUGAGGGCGCAGGGAGCGAGAGGGAGCGGCGGCGCCAGUUGCAGCUGCGAGACAGCCGCUGUCCGGGCGCAGGCGGAGGCAGGGCCCGAGGCGCGCCGGGAGGUCGAGGACGCCCCGGGGCUCUCUUCCUUCGAGGAAAGCGAGACAGAAAGGCCACAGCCUGCUGAUCGGUCGCUCAGCGGCAGCCUCGCGAUCCAGUCUGCGUGGGUCGAUCCUCACCUGGCUUUUCCGCUUCUCCAGGCCUCUCAGCGCCAGAGCGCCUGCCCGCCUCCGCAGGCAGCCGCGCGCCCGGCGGGCGUCCAACUGCCUCCUCACGUCGCACGUCAUGGUCGCGCAAUAAUUCACGCCGCCUGCGGCCUCCGCGAUGAGGCGUCAGGGCAACGGGAGGCGGAACGACGCGCGAUCAAACCCGACAAAGACGCGUCGCGCUGUGGCGCAUCCUCGCUGGCGCACGCCGGCGAACACCCACGACUGAGCUCUCUUCGCUCUCCGCGUCUCUCACUGGGGGUCACGCCUGAUGAGAUCGGCGUCGCAGAAGAAGCGGCGACGCGGGCGGCGGCGGACGCGGAUCUUGAGGAGGCGUGUGAGGCCGGCGACGCCUGGAGUGAAGCCGCAGGACGCGCGGACGUCUUCAGCUUUGUUGGGAUUCCUCUGCUAGGCCCUGAGCGGCAACCCUUCAAGGUGUACGUACACCCGGGGCCCCCACUCCGGCCGUGGCGCGCACUCAGGUCCCGCCUCUCCUCCUCAUUUCUCAGGCCGCGGCGAUCCUCUUUCGACGCCAGCGUGCGAGAAGACCAGAAUGACGAGCGCCUGACAGUGGUGCCAGCCGCAUCGUCGACAGGCGGCCUCAGCGCCGAGGCUGCAGAGAGCGAACGCGAGGAGCGAGACUUGGCGGGCAGCAAAAUGGCUCCAGACGAGGACGACGCCGACGCCCUCGGAGUGCGUGAGCGCUGCGGUGCAUCUCCGCUGAGAGAGGCAUCAUGGGGCGAGGCGAUACUCCUCUCUCUCUCUCCCGCGAACCCUGAGCACGCCCACGCCCACGCCCGCGCCCGCCGCCUUGUCGCGGCAUGUCUCGCUCUUCUCCGCCUCGUCGGCGACUCUACGACUGCGCCUGGAUGCUGGGAAGCUGUGGCGAGCGAGAGCGUGCGGGCGACAGAGGCUGCACUUCAGCAAGAGAGCGCAAAGGAACUCGACAGCGGCGCGGGGACUCUCUGCGCGGCCUCCGCAGUCCUACGUCGCACCGGCGCGAGGGAGAGAGACUCGGCGGCGGAGGCUCGCGGACGAGAGGAAACCUGGGCGUCCGGAGGUCAAGGCGGCGAGCUCGUCGCGCGAGUCGUUUUCUUUGAGGAUCUCCUCGCCCUUCAAGCGCGGCUGCGCGGAUACGAGGCCGCAGGCAACCCGCAGCGCGUCAUGAGGCUCUGGAGCGCCCGCUGCAUCUACGCCGUCCCCACCUCGCGUUUGUCGAGGCUCGAUGCGCCGCUGGUUAUUUUUCCUCAGAAAAAGGCUGGACAAACGCGUGUAAAUCAACACAGCGAAGCAGACGCCGAUCGCGAAGGCGCCAGAGGUUCCUCAGCAGAACACGGGUUGGAUCUGAGAGAUAUUGUGGUCGCCGCGGAAGGGCGACUCCUGAUGGCGGUGGAAAUUGAGCAUCUGCAGCUGCUUCUCUUUGCGUAUCUCUCGCAGUACGAGCCGCUUCAGCGUCUCAUCGCGGCGCUCAUUCGCGGGAGCGCCUCGUCGCUCACCUCCCGGUCUCCUGCCCACUGUCGCUCUUCCGCGGCUUCGCGUUUUUGCAACUCUUCCCCUACCUCUUUUUCGUCCACACCUCUCGCUUCUUCCGCUCGAGUUGGCGAGCGGAAGAUGAAAACCGACGCCUGGCGGCGACUCGCCUCCCUCCUGCGUGCGCUUCUCAAUGGGAGGCCCGCGGCGCCGCAUCGGCUUAUAUUCGGGCACGGACGCCCCGAGGAGGGGGGCUGCCCCAAAGCACAGAGCGAACAGGAGGCGCGCGUGGCGCACCCCGCAGGGCCUGCAGACGGAGAAGAAGGUGGUGAGGACGUCAGCGACGAGGAUCUCACAGCGCUUCUCGCGCACGCCCUACGUCACUUUCCAUCCGUGACGUCUCCUUCGCUUCGACGCGAGGAGAAUCGCGGCUCGGCUUUCGAGUCGGACGCGGGCUCGCUCGCGCGUCUGCCGUCGCGGACUUCGGCGGUCGAUGCCCCCCGUCUCGCCGGAGAAACCGCCUCUCCUCGCGGGGCUUCUUUCCGCCGUUGUGCUUUCGAAGACGCGCCUACAUGCGGCUCACCACCCUGGGGUGCCCGCCCGCUGCGCUUUCUCGCCGCCACGCUCCAGUAUCUCGAGUUUGACUGGGGUCGCGGAGAUCCAGGAGGGCGCCUGGGCGGUCGACGGCUCCUGCGGAAAUGGCUGCAGCUGCUUCGCGCCGCUGAGGCGGAAGUGGUGAAGUGCGUCGCUCUCGCGGUGGAGCAGACCCGCGGCGAGCAGAGAUCUGCCGAAGGCGCGCGGGUCCCGGCAGCGAGCGAAGGACGCGAAGAAGACACCUGCGAGUGGCACCUCGCUUUCGAAGAGACUGACGAGCCGAGGGAGACGGCGCGCGAGGAGGGCGGGGGACGCGCUGAAAACGAAGCCGGAGCUGACGCGCAAGCGCGCAGCGAAGAAGGAGAAGGACGCGAGGGAGGGAGUGUGUCUGUUUCGCGAUACAGGCUCUGCGAGUCACGGAGGAGUGGGGGAUGCGAAAGUUAUUUUUCUGUCCUUCCUCUCGCCAACGGCAUUCUUCUCGAGGUCUGCGAGAGGCACAGCGCGCAGAUCAGCGCCGCGAUUCGUGGGAGGGUCUUCCGCGCGCUUUAUCCUCUCUUCGCGUCCGCAGCCUCGCUUCUCUCGAACCCGCAGCGGGACCACGACGCCCCAGCCGUUUGCGGCGACGGAACCAGCUCGCGCCAGGAAGAGGAGGCGGAGAAGACCGAGCGCAACGCUGAGGGAAGGCCUGCAUACGCGUUCCCUUGUGAGCCGAAAAGACUGAGAGCGAGGGCGUAUUUCGGCGGGAGUCUCAUCAGCGCGACAAAGGAAGAGCUGUCUUCCGCUAAGAAAAACGUUUUCGGAGUCGCGCGUGCGCCGGUACCGGCAGAAAAAGGAGACACGUCUCGAGGCAGAGAUGGUGAGGGGGAACCGGUGGCAAGGAGACAAAAAACGCUCGUGCCUUCGCAGUCAGAGGCAGAGGAACCGGCAGAGAGAGGCUUAAAGUGGCGCGAAGGGGAGGAGAGCGGCAGCAGGGGAACCGGAGGGAAUUCUCUUGACCGUCCUCAUCUUUCAGAGAAUUUUGCUCUUGUAAAAAUCCGCGUCGGGAGAUCGUGGCGGGAUCUCGGCGAAGCCCAGGAGCGGCUGUGA
Molecule: messenger RNA, 14562 nt
Organism: Besnoitia besnoiti
Lineage: Eukaryota; Apicomplexa; Conoidasida; Eucoccidiorida; Sarcocystidae
Exons: 10
Coding region: 1-14562 (4853 amino acids)
Molecular function (GO): nucleic acid binding; ATP binding
Source: RefSeq, a predicted model, not a curated record